GAGGGACAAUAUUGAAAAUAAAAGGAAUAAAAAAAAAAAAAGAAAAAGAUAACAGAAAGAAAGAGAAGAAAAAGAAGCUAACAUGAACGCAUUCUCUGAAAAUCCAUUUUUUUUCUUUGUGGAUAAUGCUCAUCCUAUAUUUCCUAUGGAUGUUUUUCAAGAUGCCGGCAAAAUAAUAGAAUUAUCGGACACCGGAUGUGAUGCAAUUUCUCCGUCGUCUUCGGUUCGACAAAAAAAAGAUAAAAAUCAAUCAUAUUGCGAAAAGAAGGUACCCCGUCAUGAUCCAGCAUCGAAAAAUAUACGAAAAAUAUUCGAUCAGAAACAAGAAACAAAUAGGGAAGAAUUCCAGAAAAAAAGUAACACGAGAGGCAACACAUCAACUACAGACAAAACACCACCGAAGAAAAUAAAAACGAAAGAAUUUUUGAGGGAAAGAUCUAAAACUAUGAAUCGAGAGAAUAAUGAAAAAAUUGAUCAAUGGGAACGCAAUAUAGCUGAUUUUGAAAGUAUAUUAAGAGGUCAAGGAAAUUUUGUAGAUGUCACCGACGAUUCCGAUUUGUCAAAUUAUUUACUUGAAAAGAUAACACCAAGAUAA
Molecule: messenger RNA, 595 nt
Organism: Vespula pensylvanica (western yellowjacket)
Lineage: Eukaryota; Metazoa; Arthropoda; Insecta; Hymenoptera; Vespidae
Exons: 3
Coding region: 83-595 (170 amino acids)
Source: RefSeq, a predicted model, not a curated record